GGGGAGGUGACCAAUGAAGAGCUUUGGGACCUCGUGGAUGUUGGGCCCGAGUUUGAGCAUCAUGAGGCCAUUGGUCAAGUUGCCGCGCCGGUCCAAGAGAAAGACCCGGCUGGAGAGAUUGUUGUUGAGCUCGGAGGGGGUCUCGUGAAAGUUCAGAGGUGGGUGGUGGCAGCUAAGAACGAGAGGGUCGACGGGAAAGAGACACCCAUAGUGCGAUGCAGGAUUGUUGCCAGGGACUACUCCACAGGUCCCUCCGCGUCACAGCUCGGGAUAAGCUCUCCCACGGCAUCGGCCAAGGCUUUGAAGUUGUUCCUUGCUGCCAUUGGGGCAGAGGGUCUCAAUAUCUUGGGGCUUGACGUGUCUACCGCGCUCCUCUUCGCAUGGCUUGGAAAUGAGAAGGUCGUUGUUAGCGUGCCAGAGGGUUGUGUUGGACCAGGGGGUGAGAAGCUGUACCUCCGUCUGAAGAAGGCCCUGUAUGGGCUCAGGUCCGCCGCUCUGCAUUGGACUCGACAUCUCUCCGGGCUGUUGGGAAAGCUCUUUGGUCUACGACCGUGCCCGACCGAACCGUGUCUUUUCACGGGGUACUUCAGAAACAAGAGGGUUUUCGUGCUUAGCUACGUGGACGACCUGCUCUUGGCAGGAGCAAGCACAGAGGAACUCUACGAGAUGGUCGAAAUGCUUCGGAAGGAGCUCAAGCUCAAGGUCACGGCAGACCUUGCCAAAGACGGGAAGAUCCUUUAUUUGGGCGGCGAGAUAUUGAAAUCUGAGCCAGGAGGGGAUCUGAAGAUGUUCCUGAGGAGUACAAUGAGUACAAGCUAG
Symbiodinium necroappetens is the source of this 819-nucleotide messenger RNA. NCBI's taxonomy places the organism in Eukaryota, Dinophyceae, Suessiales, Symbiodiniaceae. The record is from the annotation of a GenBank genome assembly.